This is a messenger RNA of Hevea brasiliensis (rubber tree), 6277 nucleotides long. Its product is annotated as mediator of RNA polymerase II transcription subunit 14. Gene Ontology annotation, cellular component: mediator complex; core mediator complex. The transcript is spliced from 8 exons. The coding region runs from base 234 to 5717 and encodes 1827 amino acids. NCBI's taxonomy places the organism in Eukaryota, Viridiplantae, Streptophyta, Magnoliopsida, Malpighiales, Euphorbiaceae. Gene Ontology annotation, biological process: regulation of transcription by RNA polymerase II. Gene Ontology annotation, molecular function: transcription coregulator activity. The record is from RefSeq and is a predicted model, not a curated record.
UGGGUGCUUUUUUUGCACUCAGGAAUCAGAAGACAAGAAGAGGGGUUAAAUUCCAUCUCCAAAUCCACGCCCCCCUCGUACCCCCCCAACUCAACAUACAGAAACCCCUCCUCUUUUCCCUCCUCUAUCCCACCCGAACCCUAGAUUCUAACAUUUUCCAUAUGCAGAUCUGAUAACGCACUUCUCCCCCAAUUAAAGACCCUAACUUUGGAACCUCUAACAACCGGACUAAUAUGGCCGAGUUAGGGCAGCAAACGGUCGACUUCUCUACUCUUGUGAGUCGUGCCGCCGAGGAAUCUUUCCUCUCCUUGAAAGAGUUGGUUGAAAAAUCCAAAUCCUCUGACCAGUCGGAUUCCGAUAAGAAGCUUAGCCUCUUGAAGUACUUGGUUAAAACCCAGCAACGUAUGCUCAGACUGAAUGUUCUCGCUAAGUGGUGCCAACAGGUUCCUUUGAUACAGUAUUGUCAGCAACUUCAAUCUACCCUAUCAAGUCAUGAGGCGUGUUUUACCCAAACUGCAGAUUCAUUGUUUUUCAUGCAUGAGGGGUUACAGCAAGCUCGAGCACCUAUCUAUGAUGUUCCAUCUGCUAUAGAAGUCCUCCUUACUGGAUCUUAUCAGCGUUUGCCGAAAUGUAUGGAAGAUGUAGGUAUGCAGAGCACAUUAACUGAGGAGCAGCAGAAGCCAGCGCUGAAAAAGUUGGACGCACUUGUGCGUUCUAAGCUACUUGAAGUUACACUCCCAAAGGAAAUAUCUGAGGUGAAAGUUGCUGAUGGUACAGCAUUACUUCGUGUGAAUGGUGAAUUUAAGGUGUUAGUUACACUUGGUUACCGAGGGCACCUAUCAAUGUGGAGGAUUUUGUAUUUGGAGUUGCUUGUUGGUGAGAGAAGCGGACUUGUGAAACUGGAAGAAUUGCGACGGCAUGCUUUGGGAGAUGAUUUAGAGCGUAGAAUGGCAGGAGCAGAGAAUCCAUUUAUGAUAUUGUAUUCAGUUCUCCAUGAGCUUUGCAUUUCACUCAUUAUGGAUACUGUCAUAAGGCAAGUACAAGUACUACGUCAAGGAAGAUGGAAAGAUGCUAUUCGGUUUGAGCUCAUAUCGGAUGGGAGUACUGGAUCUACACAACUAAAUCAAGAUGGAGAAACUGAUUCAGCUGGUCUCCGAACACCUGGGUUGAAAAUUGUAUACUGGCUAGAUCUGGACAAAAGCUCUGGUACAUCUGAUUCAGGGACAUGCCCUUUUAUAAAAAUUGAACCAGGACCAGAUCUACAGAUAAAGUGUGUUCAUGGCGCUUUUGUUUUAGAUCCAGUAAAUGGUAGAGAGGCAGAAUUUUCUCUUGACCAAAGUUGCAUUGAUGUUGAAAAGUUGUUGUUAAGAGCAAUAUGUUGUAAUAGAUAUACUCGUCUGCUGGAAAUUCAGAAAGAGCUGGGAAAAAAUGCUCAAAUCUUUCGUGCGGCUGGUGAUGUUCUUCUUCAGACCCACAUGGAUGAACAUGAUGUUGACUACAAAAAGAAAGAAACUAAAACUGAUGGCAGGGAAUAUGAGGGACAGGAAGUACUACUUCGUAUUCGUGCCUAUGGCUCAUCAUUUUUUACACUUGGAAUAAAUAUAAGGAAUGGCCGCUUUCUUCUCAGUUCAUCCCAAAGUGUGCUUACUUCCUCAACAUUGCUAGAAUAUGAAGAAGCUUUAAAUCAAGGAAGUAUGACUGCUGCUGAAGUUUUUAUCAACUUGAGAAGCAAAAGCAUUUUGCAUUUAUUUGCAUCUAUUGGCAGGUUUCUUGGCCUUGAGGUAUAUGAACAGGGUUUCACUAUUGUAAAACUACCUAAAAGCCUUUUGAAUGGUUCUACCAUGUUGGUAAUGGGGUUUCCAGAUUGUGGGAGUUCUUAUUUUCUGCAUGUGCAACUAGAUAAAGAUUUCAAACCUCUGUUCAAGUUGCUGGAGACUCAGCCUGAUCCGUCUGGGAAAGGUCAUUCUUUUAAUGAUUCCAAUCAUGUGAUGCGCAUAAAAAAAGUUGAUGUCAACCAGAUGCAGAUGUUUGAAGAUGAGUUGAAUCUAAGCCUACUUGACUGGGGAAAAUUGACUGACUUUUUACCUGCUGGGGGUUCCAAUCAGACUUCUGAACACAGCCUUCUUUCUGAAUUCAGUCUCGAGGGUCCCAUGCAAAUUGCUGGAUUUCCUAUAUCAAGUUUUUCUUCUAUUGUUGAUGAAGUAUUUGAACUUGAGAAAGGGGCGUCAGCACCUUCAUUUCCUCUUCAGAAUCUUACAUCUUACAAUGCAUCUCCUGCUUCUCGUUUUGGCUCUGUUCCGAUUAAUCUUCAUGCUGCUAAAGCUGGAAAUCCCUCUCCCAAGUGGGAAGGAGGUCUUCAGGUAUCUCAGAUGAGCAAUGUUGUAAAAGUUUCAAGUACAGCUUCCCAUUAUAAUGGUUCAUUAUAUCCAUCAAACAAUCUGAAAGGUCCGAUACACUCCAAUUCAUAUGGUUCACUAUCUUCUGGUUUAGGAAGGGGCACAACUGUAAAAAAGUUAUCAGCUUCAAAAUCUGAUCAGGAUUUGGCUUCUCUUAGAUCUCCACAUUCUGUGGAGGUUGGUUCUAGUUCCUCAGUUGAUGAAGAUCAUCUGAGACUGCUGAAUGAGACAUCAAUGGAUGCCCUAUCAGGGAGUAGAUCAUCCCGACUAUUAUCUCCAUCUCAGUCUACUGGCCCUCGAGCCUCAACACCGGGUGCAAAACCCAGUGGACUGAGAAGCUCCCCUACUGGGCCUCUAGCUGGUUCAGUUAGAGGUACUGGAUCAAGCUCAUUAGCCACAACCCCCGUAUCUCAGGCAGCAGGAGACACUGCAGUCUUUCAUGGCUCUGGUCAUAAUGUUUCCAAACCUGACAAAAAUCCAAGAAAACGUACAGUUUCAGAUAUGUUAAAUUUGAUUCCGUCACUCCAAGAUAUUGAUUCUAAGGCAGGAUUUUCAAAGAGGAAGAAGACCUCAGAAUCAACGCUCUCUCAGCAGCAUUCAUCGCAGAUGCUUGUAUCGUCAGAGAUGAUGUUUAAAAAUGAAGGAUACAGUUAUGGAGAUGUAAUAGCUGAAGCAAAUAAGGGAAAUGCACCUUCAAGCAUUUAUGUCUCUGCUCUUCUACAUGUGGUUAGACAUUGUUCAGUUUGUAUUAAACAUGCCAGAUUAACCAGCCAGAUGGAUGCUCUGGAGAUUCCAUAUGUUGAAGAGGUUGGACUGAGAAAUGCAUCCUCAAAUAUAUGGUUCCGACUUCCAUUUGCCCGAGGCGAUUCAUGCCAGCACAUUUGCUUGCGGCUUGGUAGACCAGGAAGCAUGUAUUGGGAUGUCAAAAUUAAUGAUCAACACUUCCGAGAUUUAUGGGAGCUUCAGAAGGGCAGCAGCAGCACACCUUGGGGCUCUGGAGUUCGUAUUGCCAAUACGUCUGAUGUGGACUCCCAUAUCUGUUAUGAUCCAGAAGGUGUUGUUCUGAGUUAUCAGUCUGUUGAGGCUGAUAGCAUAAAGAAGUUAGUAGCAGAUAUUCGAAGGCUUUCUAAUGCUAGAAUGUUUGCCCUUGGAAUGCGUAAGCUCCUUGGAGUAAGACUGGAUGAGAAAUCAGAUGAAAAUAGUGCAAACUCUGAUGCUAAAGUGCCAUCUGGAGGUAAAAGUGGCGUUGAGGCAGCUGAUAAGUUAUCAGAACAGAUGAGGCGGGCAUUUAAAAUAGAGGCAGUUGGACUAAUGAGUUUGUGGUUCAGUUUUGGGUCUGGAGUGCUGGCUCGCUUUGUUGUUGAGUGGGAAUCUGGUAAAGAGGGAUGCACAAUGCACGUUUCUCCUGACCAAAUAUGGCCGCAUACUAAGUUUUUGGAAGAUUUUAUAAAUGGUGCUGAAGUUGCAUCCCUUUUGGAUUGCAUUCGCCUCACUGCAGGACCAUUGCAUGCUCUGGCAGCUGCUACGCGUCCUGCACGAGCUGGUCCUGCUCCGGGUGUCCCUGGGAUAACUUCAGCUAUUGCUUCUAUGUCAAAACCGUCAGGGUAUGUGCAAUCCCAGGGAGUUUUGCCUAGCAGUUCUGCUAACAAUAUUACCCAGCCAACUUCUGGCCCUGUAGGGAAUACCGUUGCAUCUACUGGUACUGUUCCUCUUGGGAAUAUUAGUCUUCAUGGUACUGCAAUGUUAGCUGCAGCUGGUCGAGGGGGCCCUGGCAUUGUUCCUAGUUCAUUGUUGCCAAUUGAUGUUUCUGUUGUGCUACGUGGUCCAUACUGGAUCCGAAUUAUUUAUCGCAAGCAUUUUGCAGUUGAUAUGAGAUGCUUUGCUGGAGAUCAGGUUUGGUUGCAGCCAGCAACACCACCUAAGGAAGGCCCAAAAGUUGGAGGUUCACUACCUUGUCCACAAUUUCGUCCUUUCAUAAUGGAGCAUGUUGCCCAAGAAUUGAAUGGAUUAGAUCCGGGCUUUGCUGGUGGUCAACAAACAGUUGGGCUAACUAAUUCUAACCCCUCAAAUCCAGGUUCAAGUUCUCAGUUAUCAGGUGCUAAUGGAAAUAGAGUUAACUUGCCUAGUUCUGCAGUACUUUCUAGGGCAGCUACCCAAGUUGCUGCUCUAAAUCGGGUUGGAAAUGCAGUUCCGGGAUCUUCAAAUUUGGCUGUCAUGAGCUCAGGAUUGCCUAUACGUAGAUCCCCUGGUGCUGGUGUCCCUGCUCAUGUGAGAGGAGAACUAAAUACAGCCAUUAUCGGUCUUGGUGAUGAUGGAGGGUAUGGAGGUGGCUGGGUUCCUCUUGUGGCUCUUAAGAAGGUUCUAAGGGGUAUUCUUAAGUAUCUUGGAGUGCUUUGGCUAUUUGCCCAGUUACCAGAUCUUCUGAAAGAAAUCCUAGGAUCAAUCUUGAAGGACAAUGAAGGUGCACUCUUGAAUUUGGACCAGGAACAACCAGCCUUGCGCUUCUUUGUGGGAGGCUAUGUAUUUGCUGUAAGUGUCCACAGAGUUCAACUUCUUCUUCAGGUUCUCAGUGUCAAACGCUUUCAUCAUCAACAGCAGCAACAACAGCAACAGAACUCCGUGACUUCUCAAGAAGAACUUACUCAAUCUGAAAUAGGAGAGAUAUGUGACUAUUUCAGUCGCCGUGUAGCAUCAGAACCCUAUGAUGCAUCUCGUGUUGCAUCAUUCAUUACCCUUCUCACCUUGCCAAUAUCAGUAUUGAGAGAAUUUCUAAAAUUGAUUGCAUGGAAAAAAGGAUUGACUCAGGUGCAAGGUGGAGAAAUAGCUCCUGGACAAAAACCUCGUAUUGAAUUGUGCCUUGAAAAUCAUGCUGGGUUAAAUGAGAAUGACAACUCUGAGAAUUCAUCUGCAGCUAAAAGCAAUAUUCACUAUGAUCGGCCCCAUAGUUCUGUUGAUUUUGCACUUACUGUUGUUCUUGAUCCUGCACAUAUACCUCAUGUUAAUGCUGCUGGUGGUGCUGCUUGGUUGCCCUAUUGUGUCUCGGUGAGGUUGAGAUAUUCAUUCGGGGAAAACAAUAAUGUGACUUUCCUUAGCAUGGAAGGAAGCCAUGGAGGAAGAGCUUGCUGGUUGCGUGUUGAUGAGUGGGAAAAAUGUAAACAGAGAGUGAUUCGAACUGUUGAAAUAAAUGGAUGUUCCACUGGAGAUGUUACCCAAGGAAGAUUGAGAAUCGUUGCAGAUAGUGUGCAAAGAACACUGAAUUUAUGCCUCCAAGGGUUAAGAGAUGGCAGUGGAGGAGUUGCUGCAAGUUCUGGGGCAACAUGAAUAAAUGCUUUCCUGCUGAUGGCGUAGAUCUUUGAAAUAGUUGAAGGUGGAUUUUAAUUCUCUUUGGGUUUUGUGUAGAUUUGUCAGUGUGGCAUGUCCAUUUCCAGUUUGGACAAUUUUGUAACUGAAGAAACUGGCAGUGGGCAGUUAUGGGGAUGGGAGGGAAGUCAUAAUAACAUUUCUCGGGGAAGUGUUUCGCAGGGUUCAACAUUGUAUCAAGGGCCUUUCUUCUAUUCUUGUUAGCUAAUAUAAUCCUCUAAUGAGUAGGAUAUGUAGAAUAAUUUUGAAGAUAAGGGUAUGAUUGUAGCUGCUGUUUUUCAUUUGUACAGAAAUCACAAUUGCUGUCUGAGUGGGCAAACGUUUUAAAAAAAAAAAAAUAACUCAAGAUGCCCAAGGUUGUUAUCCUCUGUUUUUGUCUUCAAUUCAAUUUCUCGAGUGGAGAACAGCUUCCAUACUUCGCCACCGGUUCUGGCCUGAAUAUGCGAUGCAGGGUUGAAUAAUGAACGAACUGGAAUUGAAUUUGGCUUUAGUUUAUUUAAACUGGUUCUGAUUUUGAUCUG